UUGCAGAUUGCUGAUUUUGGACUCUCUAAUCUCUAUCAUAAAGACAAAUUUCUGCAGACAUUUUGUGGAAGUCCACUUUAUGCAUCACCAGAGAUUGUAAAUGGGAGACCUUAUCGAGGUCCUGAGGUUGACAGCUGGGCACUCGGUGUACUUUUGUAUACUCUGGUUUAUGGAACAAUGCCAUUUGAUGGUUUUGAUCACAAAAAUUUAAUUAGGCAAAUAAGCAGUGGAGAAUACAAAGAACCAACGCAACCAUCAGAUGCUCGAGGACUAAUCAGAUGGAUGUUGAUGGUUAAUCCUGAGCGUCGAGCAACCAUUGAAGAUAUUGCAAACCACUGGUGGGUUAACUGGAGCUACAAAAGUAGUGUAUGUGACUGUGAUGUCUUGAAGGACUCAGAAUCUCCAUUGCUUGCCAGAUUCAUCAACUGGCAUCACCGUUCAACCAGCCGGCAGCUUGAGGCUGAAAACAAAAGCAAGUGCCUUUCAAAGCCAUCUGAAGUAUCACUUGAGCGACAAAGAUCUCUAAAGAAAUCCAAGAAGGGAAAUGACAUUACACAGUCUUUGCAGGAUGGCUCUGAAGAUACCACCAUAUCAAAGAGACCUAAAAGCAUCCUGAAGAAAAGAAGCAAUAGUGAGCAUCGGUGCCACAGUGCUGGUUUUAUUGAGGGAGUUAUUAGUCCUGUAUUAUCGCCUACUUACAAAACUGAAAGUGAUAAAGGGAUCAUUGAUUCCUGUCCUAAGAAUGCCAAGGAAGUAGUCAAACCACUUAUAUGUGGUUCAAAGCAGCCUACAGUUAUGCCAAAGAAAGGCAUUUUAAAAAAGACUCAGCAAAGGGAGUCUGGCUACUAUUCUUCACCAGAGAGGAGUGAGUCUUCAGAACUAUUGGAUAAUGAUGGAACAGAAAGUGGGAAUACAUCUCAAGUUGUCAGUGAGACUAAACGGACUGUGUCUCACAGCCUUUCCUGUAGACGAAAAGGCAUUUUAAAGCACAACAGUAAAUAUUCAAAUAGCAGUACAGAUUUACCAAUGGCUAGUAUCACCACCAAAUCACUGGAAUCAAUGGAACAAGGACCUCUGCCUGUGGAAGGAUUGUCUCGAAGCUACAGUCGUCCAUCCAGUGUAAUUAGCGAUGAUAGCAUCCUCUCAAAUGACUCAUUUGAUUUGCUUGAAUUGACAGGUGGUAGGCCAAAUCGACAGAGAAUACGUAGUAGUUGUGUAUCAGCUGAAAAUGUCCUUUUUGUUAAGGAUUUUGAGAGGCUCCAAAAAAGUCCUCGUCCACAGAACCUGAAACGUUUCCGUAAUCGUUUUGCUGACAGCAGUUUUUCUUUGUUAACUGAUAUGGAUGACGUUACUCAGGUUUACAAAAAAGCUUUGGAGAUCUGCAACAAGCUUAAUUAG
Staurois parvus is the source of this 1398-nucleotide messenger RNA. NCBI's taxonomy places the organism in Eukaryota, Metazoa, Chordata, Amphibia, Anura, Ranidae. The record is from the annotation of a GenBank genome assembly.